Messenger RNA from Thalassophryne amazonica, 1030 nucleotides. Its product is annotated as tyrosine-protein phosphatase non-receptor type 22-like. The transcript has 8 exons. NCBI's taxonomy places the organism in Eukaryota, Metazoa, Chordata, Actinopteri, Batrachoidiformes, Batrachoididae. Bases 174 to 545 code for a protein of 123 amino acids. The record is from RefSeq and is a predicted model, not a curated record.
AAGGACCACAUCUGUUUCAAACAUGAGCUUGGACUCCGGCCCCCUUCCUGAUCAGGACGCCACAGGCCUUCGUCCUCACCCGCAGACCAGGUUGUCAACUACACACCCACCAUCAAGAAUCGGCAUCUCAUCCGAGUGGGACGGCACCGCUCAGCCGAAACAUUCAUGAUGUCAUGACCAGGAGCAAGAGUGUUCGAGUCAAAAGUUUCAGAGAAGAGCGUCUGUCUGCAGCCCAGCAGCUCGUUCCACCUGCUGUGGUCAUGGCUGCAGGAGGAUGUGCCCAAGCGGGACAGCCUAACGUGAACCACACUGAAGCAUCAGGACAUAAAGCAGACAAAAACAAGGAGAAGGGCAUGUCCAGAGCAAUGAGCUUGAAGUUUUUUAGACACAAAUUUAAACUUAAACCUGCAUCCCCGCUGCCCCCCUCAGAGUCUGAGUCACGGCCUCCUUCAUACAGCAGCUCGUUUUCAGUCUUCAAACUCGGAUUUGGGAAUCGCUUUGGAAAACCAAAAGGCCCCAGAGAUUACCCCGACACGUGGGUGUGACACAGACAUGAGGACACGAUCGUCUUCACCGGAUUAGAAUAUUUUGCAUCCGUUUUGGAUGUUUAUUGCAAGAGUCCAAUGAUGAAGGAAGACUGUUUUCUCAGGACUAAAGGAAAACCCUCAAAGCAGCUUCAGCGUCCAGCUCGGAGCUUCUCGCCACCAUCUGUGGUGCAUUUGUGCAUCAGCCAAAGAAGGUGGCUGUGAACUCCUGAUCAGUGCCUCAUUGGAAAAACAUGGAGCAGCUUGAAUGUUUGACUGACAGCUCAGGAGAAUAAUCUGCUAGAACUGGGAGCCGUUUGUGUGUUUGUUUGUGUGUGUUCACUGUAUGAAAGAAGAAAACUGCUCGGGCAGCUGAAAAUCACAAAUCACUGUUUCAUAAUUGGGCGUCGCCUUGACAAUAAAUUCAUGAUGAAAUACAGGGGUCUUGACAUGACUCCCUGGAGAGUCAUUUAUCUGGACAGUAAGGUAUGUCUUCUAUAAUAUAU